Paramuricea clavata is the source of this 1692-nucleotide messenger RNA. Lineage: Eukaryota; Metazoa; Cnidaria; Anthozoa; Malacalcyonacea; Plexauridae. The record is from the annotation of a GenBank genome assembly.
AUGUCCAGGCAGAGAUUCACACUUGCUACUGGCAAGUUUCAUCAACUUCUUGGAUCAGAAAUUUAUGCAGAAUAUAUUAGUGGCCUCUGGGAUACAACUGAAUAUUCAAGAGUAAAGAAAAGCAUAUCAUCCCAAAUUGCUAUAGAUAUCUAUUGGAAGUUCAUGGAUCAUUUAAGUAAAGUUGUAAAAAAAGAGAUGGAGAUAACACCAAUGCAGUUCAAUGUCCAGGAAAUGUCAGCUGCAGGAAGGGCAAAAUUAAGGCAUGUUGGGGCCUGGGCGGUGAGAAAAGUACUAGAAAGGUCGAGAAAGUAUGUCAGGGAAAUAUUUUCACGGAAGAUAGUUACACAGUACAGAAAGUUUACGAACAGCAGUGCAAAUGUGAACUAUUGGAAGAAUACAUCGUCGUCCCCUUCAGCCAGAUCGAAAAUACUACCAAAUUUCCUGAAACCCUGGAAUCACUGUGUUAUGAAUAUUUAAUGUAUGCUCUGAGCCAGAGUAUAAAGGUCAGCGUAUGACCCACAUACGUUAUCUCGCGCUACUUGUGCUACAACGUCCCAGUCACUCUACAACCUUCAUGAAUCACUUUGCCACCCGGGUGUCACAAGAUUAUACUAUUUUGUCCGAUCAAAGAAUCUCCCUUAUUCUCUCGAGGAGAUAAGAAGGAUUACAAGAGCAUGCAAAGUAUGCAACGAAUGCAAGCCUCAGUUCCAUCGCCCGGAACAAGUUCAUCUCAUCAAAGCUACGAAACCGUUUGAAAGGCUCAAUGUGGAUUUUAAAGGCCCGCUGCCAACGACUGAUAAGAAUCGGUAUUUCCUCAAUGUGGUCGACGAAUUUUCACGAUUUCCAUUCGUGUUUCCAUGCCCUGAUAUGACAACAACCACUGUGAUCAAGUGUCUCACUACGCUCUUUUCUCUUUUUGGUAUGCCAGCUUAUAUUCAUUCUGAUCGAGCGGCAACAUUUAUGAGCGAAGAACUGCGAACCUUUCUUAUCGGAAAAGGAGUAGCCACAAGUCGUACAACUAGUUACAAUCCCGAAGGAAAUGGUCAGGUAGAGCGGUACAAUGGCAUAUUCUGGAAAGCAAUCGUCACCUGCCUUAAAUCGAAGAAUCUUCCAGUAAAAUAUUGGCAAGAAGUUCUCGCGGACGCUCUACAUUCGGUGCGCUCACUUUUAUGUACAGCGACAAACGAGACACCCCAUGAACGUUUCUUUAGUUUCUCCCGAAGAUCAACCGUUGGAAGCUCUAUACCUUCAUGGUUAUUACAGCCUGGACCUGUUCUCAUUAAACGUCAAGUCCGAUCAAGCAAACAUGACCCGCUCGUAGACAAAGUAGAACUGCUUCAAGCUAACCCUCAUUACGCUCACGUGCGCUAUCCAGAUGGCAGAGAAACGAGCGUAGCUAUUAAGCACCUUGCACCUCGGGGCCAGGAAAUGACCUGUCAACCAUCCGUGGCACGAAACGACAACAACUCAAUCUCGAAUGCUGAGGUAACGGGCAGUCCUGCUGACGAUACAACUGAUGAGCCACAAGAUUUCGGAAGAUCAAAUGGAGAACAAGGUGACUCAACCCAAAACGAACAAUCCUCUUCGAUAGAGAAACCAGGAAUUAGUCAUUCGGUAGAAGAACAUAAUGCAGACUUUUCCUUAAGACGGUCGACACGCACGCGUCGACCUGUUGACAGAUUAAACUUAUGA